AUGGAUCAUACUAGAUCUCCAUUCAAACUGAAGAAUGCUGUGUCCGCUUAGAUGCCCCAGUACCUUGUAUCGAAUCCAAACACACUCAUUAGGAAUGAACUAAACUAGCUUGAUUUGUCUAAGAAUGUGAACUUUGCUAAGAACCAGCCGAUUUAUAAGCCAAUGGUAAAAAUUAACACAAAUCAAAAGUUUGGCUACUCCAAGGAUACUCCAUUCAACAGUCAAUAUAUCCAAUACAACUCAAAUACCAAGGCUAUUUUCAACUAGGAACAAAGAAUACUUGACUAAGGGUAGCAUCAAUACUUUCAAACACGUUCCUUAACAGAAACAUAACUGAGUAAAGUCAAUGGAAUUAAAAUUUUUGACAAAUUAAGUGCAAACUGCUCAGCAGUCGAAAAUCAGAAAAAAGUAAUGCUGCUCUAUAAUAAAGAUGCUUAAAAAAACAUAAGGGAAAAUCAAGCCCUAUACUUAGAUAAACUUGCAAAGUAGAAAUAGAGUUAAGCUUAUCAAAAAUAAAACUUGCUGACGUAGAAUCUUAACAGUCCUUCGAGUAAUAAGUUAUUUAAUCCAGCAGACUUUACACCAUCUUUGAACACUGCCUAGAUGCUAAAUGUAUCAAAACAAAUGGACUCUGACAUUUAAUCUUAGAUUAAUAGUAUUGCUCGAACCAAUAAAAGCCUCAAAAAGGUUGAUAAGGAACUGCUAAAUUUCUAUUGGAAUGUAAACACCUAGCGAGACAAUCUGUCCUCUUCUCUUAUCAAUCAUAUUCAUGAAGAGAAGUAUUCACAAAGUCUAGUUAAUCCCUAUACUAUGAGUGAGAACUUCUCUACUGCAAAGAAACCUUAGCUGAAUAGUUUUAUUCAGUCUAAUGCAGUUAUUAGGAAUAUAGAACUGGAGAGAUAAAACACUAAUUCUACUAAUUAGAACAAUAUCAACUUUAAUGAUGAGCAUCUUAUGACUAGUAAUUUUGGCUUGAAAGAAGUCGAAAGUAAUCCUUAUUAAUUCAACAAUAAAAGAGCUUAAUCUGCUUACUCAUCACAUAGAAAGCCAAUUUAGGCAUCAAGGCUAAAUAAUUACAGUUCAAAUGGAACAAAUUACUAGGAAUAUUAAACAACAGCCCCUGCUAAGUCAGCUUCACAAAAGCAUCGAGCAUACACUCCUUAGCGAGUUUAAUCUAGUAAUGGCAGAAACAAAAAUCUUUAAGCUCCUAAUAUGGACAAGGUAAUGAAUGAAAUCUGCUAUGUUGCCUCUCUUGGCAAGUAUGCUCAUUAAAAUGAUAUGAGACCUGAUGCAAAAGUACUGAUGCUUCACUCUUACGACCAUCAUCGAAACUAAUAAAUAGCGGAGGAGCAGCAGAAGCUUUCUUAGAACUUUGGCAUCAAUUAAAUGCAAUAGAUCAUUAAUACUAGCAGGGCUACAUCUCCAACCAAGCUGGAGAGAAAUGAAUCAAAUUAAAAAUCCUCUCAAUCCAUAAUCAAAAAAGGAGAGUAUAAUCUGGCUAAGAUAAACAACGGUCAAUAAUCUUAACAAUAAAUUAUCAAUAAGAAGUUAGCUCCAAUCACUACUCCACCCACACCUAUGAAUAACUCAUCUUUACUUAAACAAAAUAGCAGACCCAGAUCAUAAUAUGUGAACCGAAACACUUCUAGAAUAAUCCAAUCAGAGUAAAAGAGUCAGCAAAAUAACACUUAAAAGGAUUUCAAAAAAAAAUCUGAAUUCCCAGGAGGGUAGCCAGAAUCUCAUUAUUUCUCUCACCAAUAGUAGAGAAAAAGCAAGGUUGGCUCAGCAAAUAUUUCAAAGACUGAUGAGUACUUUAAUGCCAAAGAUAAUAACCCCUUCAACGAACUUAAUGAUGAACAAAGGUCUUAACUCACAUUAUCAGACAAAAUCCAAAUCCUUAAUAAAGGUACUCCAUCUAAAUCUAGAACAAACAUUAUUGCAUAAUGA
Molecule: messenger RNA, 1947 nt
Organism: Stylonychia lemnae
Lineage: Eukaryota; Ciliophora; Spirotrichea; Sporadotrichida; Oxytrichidae
Source: the annotation of a GenBank genome assembly